Molecule: messenger RNA, 3575 nt
Organism: Cucurbita pepo subsp. pepo (vegetable marrow)
Lineage: Eukaryota; Viridiplantae; Streptophyta; Magnoliopsida; Cucurbitales; Cucurbitaceae
Product: alpha-aminoadipic semialdehyde synthase
Cellular component (GO): cytoplasm
Molecular function (GO): saccharopine dehydrogenase activity
Source: RefSeq, a predicted model, not a curated record
UCUUCCUUCCAUGGCCGACGCUACCAUUUUCAAGCGAUGAAACAUCCGUGCACUACAAGUCAUCUUCACACAAGCGCAUUCAUCUCGUGAUCUCUCUCUGCGUCUCUGAUAUUGUCCUGCAUAGACAUUCGAACGCGAACCUUUCGGUCCGGCUUUGUGGAUUUCGGUGGACACCUCUGCGUUGCUUCGACUUUGAGUCUGAGGAUACGUUUGAUUUUACUUAUUUGUUGACACCAUGCUCGGGAAUGGAAUCGUUGGGAUUUUUUCGGAGUCUUGUAGCAAGUGGGAAAGAAGGGUGCCUCUAUGCCCAGCACACUGUGCUCGACUUCUGCACGGAGGACGGAAUGAAACUGGAAUAUCUCGUAUAAUUAUUCAGCCAUCUACCAAACGCAUUUAUCAUGAUGCACAAUACGAGGACGUCGGCUGUGAAAUUUCUGAAGAUCUGUCAGAAUGCGGCCUAAUUCUGGGUGUCAAACAACCUAAGGUGGAGAUGAUUCUUCCUGAUAGAGCUUAUGCCUUCUUCUCCCACACUCACAAAGCGCAAAAGGAAAACAUGCCUUUACUAGACAAAAUCUUAUCAGAAAAGGCAUCAUUAUUUGAUUACGAGCUUAUAGUUGGAGAUCAUGGAAAAAGGUUGCUUGCGUUUGGAAAAUAUGCUGGCAGAGCAGGAUUUAUAGACAUUUUGCAUGGAUUAGGACAGAGGUAUUUGAGCCUUGGAAUUUCCACUCCUUUCCUCUCGCUGGGUUUGUCAUACACGUAUCCAUCCCUGGCUGCAGCCAAGGCUGCGGUAAUAUCUGUGGGCGAGGAGAUUGCAACACAGGGCUUACCACCACAGAUUUGUCCUUUGGUCAUCGUGUUUACGGCUUCAGGAAAUGUUUCUCAGGGAGCGCAAGAAAUAUUCAAGCUUCUUCCUCACACUUUUGUGGAUCCAAGUAAACUUCCAGAAAUAUGUGGGAAGAAUGUGGAACUUCGCCAACAUAAAACAACAAAGAAAAGGGUCUUCCAAGUAUAUGGUUGUGUUGUGAGUUGCCAACACAUGGUUGAACACAAAGAUUCAACAAAACUUUUUGAUAGAGUUGAUUACUAUGCUCAUCCAGAUCAUUAUAGACCUAUAUUCCAUGAAAAGAUAGCUCCAUAUGCUUCUGUUCUUGUGAAUUGCAUGUAUUGGGAGGGAAGAUUUCCUCGGUUGCUGAACACCAUGCAGUUUCAAGAUCUAAUGAAAAGCGGAUGCCCUCUUGUUGGAAUUUCAGAUAUAACUUGUGAUGUUGGAGGUUCAAUAGAAUUCAUUAACCAGACAACGUCACUUGACUCUCCUUUCUUCAGAUAUGAUCCUAGUAAUGAUUCGUACCACCGUGAUUUGAAAGGAAAUGGUGUGAUAUGUUCAGCUGUUGACGUUCUUCCGACAGAGUUUGCCAAAGAGGCCUCUCAGCAUUUUGGAGACAUCCUAUCGGAUUUUGUUGGCAGUCUAGCCUCUGUUGUCGACAUUUUAAAGCUACCUACGCAUUUGAGGCGAGCUUGCAUAGCCCAUGUAGGGGCACUAACCUCAUUGUAUGAAUACAUACCACGUAUUCGAAAGUCUGAAUCUGAAGAAUUAUCCAAGGAUGCUGCUAAUGGCCACUCCAACAAAAAGUUCAACAUACACGUGUCUCUGAGUGGCCAUUUGUUCGAUCAAUUUCUAAUAAAUGAGGCCUUAGAUAUUAUUGAAGGAGCAGGUGGCUCAUUUCACUUGGUUAACUGUCAAGUGGGCCAGAAUGCAAAUGCUAUGUCACACUCAGACCUUGAAAUUGGUGCUGAUGAUAUAGUGAUUUUGGAUAAGAUCAUUUACUCUCUAAGUCUGAUGGCUAAUCCUGAAGAAAAUCUUAAUCCCGUAAAUUAUGAGAUGAAUAGGAUUUUUCUGAAGAUUGGUAAGAUUCAAGAGAGUAGCUUUAAAAGUAAAGAUGGAAAAAGGAAGACUGCUGUUCUACUUCUUGGAGCAGGUCGGGUUUGUUAUCCAGCUGCUGAUCUCCUAGUAUCAAGUGGAAGUGAUUCCUGUUGUCGUUUCUGGAAAACUUUUCUUGAGCACUAUGCUGAAGACUGGGAUGAUAUUGAAGUGAUUGUUGCUUCUCUCUACCUAAAGGAUGCAGAAGAGAUAACUGAAGACAUUGCUAAUGCAACAGCAGUACAGCUUGAUGUUACGGAUUCUGAGAAACUUUUUAUGUAUAUCUCACAGGUUGAAGUCGUUAUAAGUUUGUUGCCACCUAGUUGCCAUCUUACUGUAGCAAAUGCAUGCAUUGAGCUUAGAAAGCAUCUAGUCACUGCUAGCUACAUUGAUGAUUCCAUGUCAUCACUGGAUGAAAAGGCCAGGAAUGCUGGUAUAACAAUUCUUGGGGAGAUGGGUCUGGAUCCUGGAAUAGAUCAUAUGUUAGCAAUGAGGAUGAUCAACCAGUCACAUCUCCAAAAGAAGAGAGUGAAGUCCUUUAUGUCAUAUUGUGGAGGAAUUCCUUCUCCAGAAUCGGCAAACAAUCCAUUAGCAUAUAAAUUCAGUUCGAAUCUUGCUGAAGCUAUUCGAGCUGGAAGCAAUCCGGCUACAUAUCGAUAUGAAGGAAAAACAGUAAAAGUUGAAGGAAAGGAUCUUUAUGACUCUGCUGUGAGGCUACGCUUACCUGACCUUCCAGCAUUUGCCUUGGAGUGCAUUCCAAAUUGUAAUUCCUUAAUUUAUGGAGACGCAUAUGGCAUAGGGCAUGAGGCAUCGACCAUAUUUCGUGGAACCCUACGCUAUGAAGGAUUUAGCGAAGUGAUGGGAGCCCUGGCAAGAAUUGGACUCCUAGAUACGGAAGUUCAUUCCUUUCUUAGGAGUACUAGGAGGCAACUAUUUCGAGAUUUUUUGCUUGAGCUCCUCAAAAUUAAAAGAGAAUCGAACGGCUCUAUCAUUGGAGAGAAGGACAUCAGUGACAUCAUUAUUUCUAGUGGACUCUGUAAAGAGCAAGACACUGCUGUAAGAGUAGCCAAAACAAUCGUAUAUUUGGGCCUUCACGAGCCAACAGAGAUUCCUUCAUCUUGCCAAAGUGCAUUUGAUGUUACCUGUCACAGAAUGGAAGAAAGAUUAUCCUACUUAAAAAAUGAGCAGGAUAUGGUUCUUCUACAUCAUGAAAUACAAGUAGAAUCGGCAGACGGUCAACAUACUGAGUGUCGCAAGGCUACGUUACUAGAAUUUGGGAGGACUUGGAAUGGAAAGACCACUAGUGCAAUGGCUCUCACUGUUGGUAUUCCAACAGCUAUUGGAGCUUUGCUUUUACUGACAAACAAAAUCAAGACGCGAGGUGUUUUAAGGCCUAUUGAACCUGAAGUUCAUAAUCCAGCCUUGGAUCUUUUACAAGCAUAUGGUUUCAAGCUAAUCGAGACAGUUGAAUCCUAAUUGGACGAAAAAUGAUUUGAUCAACUUGUUAAGUAAUAUAUAAAUGUAUCUUUGUUUACUUAUAUUUAAAAUUGUAUUGUCGUUAUUGUUGUUUACUUAUUUAAAAUUGUAUUGUUGUUUACUUACAUUUUAAAUUGUAGUGUUGUUUUUAAUUGCAAUAAAAUAGAUAUGAUUAUCAUAA